Pieris macdunnoughi is the source of this 543-nucleotide messenger RNA. The record is from the annotation of a GenBank genome assembly. NCBI's taxonomy places the organism in Eukaryota, Metazoa, Arthropoda, Insecta, Lepidoptera, Pieridae.
AUGGGUGGUUUAUUUAGUUAUUUUAGAGGACUAUUAGGGGCCCGUGAAAUGCGGAUAUUGAUCCUCGGUCUAGACGGUGCCGGAAAGACGACAAUAUUGUACAAAUUACAAGUUGGCGAAGUUGUUACUACAAUUCCGACAAUCGGCUUUAAUGUAGAGCAAGUAACAUAUAAAAAUCUUAAGUUUCAAGUUUGGGAUCUUGGCGGACAAACAAGUAUCAGGCCCUAUUGGCGGUGUUACUAUGGUAACACAGAUGCAAUAAUAUAUGUUGUAGAUUCAGCAGAUAGAGAUCGAAUAGGAAUUUCGAAAGAUGAACUUGUGCAUAUGUUAAGAGAAGAUGAGUUAUCAAAUGCAAUACUGGUAGUAUUAGCAAACAAGCAGGAUAUGGCAGGCUGCCUUACUGUGGCUGAGGUGCAUCAAGCGUUGGGGUUGGAUGCUCUACGUGAUAGAACCUUCCAGAUAUUCAAGACAUCGGCCGUGAGAGGAGAAGGAUUGGAUCAAGCGAUGGACUGGCUUUCUAAUGCACUACAAGCGAGGAAAUAA